GAAGUUGCAAACCUUGCUGGUAAACUCCCUUUGGGACUGAAGAUUCUAGGCUCCACUUUGAAAGGAAAGCCCAAGGCAGAGUGGGAAAUGACACUACCAAUGUUAAAGACCAGCCUUAAUGGAGAAAUAGAGAGCAUUCUAAAGUUCAGUUAUGAGGCCUUAGAUGAUGAAUAUAAAUAUUUAUUUCUUUAUAUAGCCUGCUUUUUCAACAAUGAAGAUCAACAUAAAGUGGAAGAGAUUCUUUCAAAGAAGUUCUUGUAUGUCACGAAAGCUGGUAUUCAUGUCUUAGCUGAGAAAUCUUUCAUAUCUUUUAACAGUAUAAGGGGAUAUAUACAUAUGCAUGAUGUGCUAGCACAAUUCGGAAGAGAAACUUCUCGUAAGCAAUUCGUCCACGAUCAGUUUUCGAAAUAUCAGCUUUUGAUUGAUAAAAGAGAUAUCUCUGAAGUGCUUAGUAAUGAUACAACUGAUGAUAGACGGUUUAUAGGCAUGGAUUUAUCUAUGACUGAGAAGGAAAUGAAGAUAAGUAAGAAAGCACUUAAAAAAAUGUCAGAUCUCGAAAUCAUAAGAAUCAAGGAUUAG
Molecule: messenger RNA, 579 nt
Organism: Capsella rubella
Lineage: Eukaryota; Viridiplantae; Streptophyta; Magnoliopsida; Brassicales; Brassicaceae
Product: probable disease resistance protein RPP1
Exons: 3
Coding region: 88-579 (163 amino acids)
Biological process (GO): defense response
Source: RefSeq, a predicted model, not a curated record